Olea europaea var. sylvestris is the source of this 1141-nucleotide messenger RNA. RefSeq lists its product as uncharacterized. NCBI's taxonomy places the organism in Eukaryota, Viridiplantae, Streptophyta, Magnoliopsida, Lamiales, Oleaceae. The record is from RefSeq and is a predicted model, not a curated record. The transcript is spliced from 3 exons. The coding region runs from base 178 to 906 and encodes 242 amino acids. Gene Ontology annotation, molecular function: metal ion binding.
AAAAUUAACCUUAUUUUGUUAUGAAAAUAUAAACCCUAUUCACUCUCCAUAAUUAAAAUGAAAGAUCUUUUUUCUUGCUUCCUAAGAAAUUCUUCAGUUGAACAUACUCAAAAGUUUUCAGAGUUCAAAGGGCAAGGCGGAUUUUAUUAAGUACUUUUCUUUAUCAAGUUUUUUCCAAUGGAAUAUAACAAUCACGAACCGACUAGUGUUUUCAAAGUGGAGAACAUUUGCUGUAAGCUUUUUCAGAAGAAACUGAAGAAAGAACUAUCAAAAAUUCCUGGGGUGAAUAAGGUUGCUGUAGAUUCAGAAAGGAGUCUUGUACUUGUUAAAGGCAGAGUGGAUCCUAUGUUUGUCACUGCCAUUAUAGCAAAACUAGGCAAAAAUGCAGAAAUCUUGUCACACGACAGACAACCUGGGAAUAACAGAGAACAUGUCGAUCAAGAAUACCAGAAAAGGGUGCACAAAGACUGUUCUUGCCAAGAUUUUAAUGGCCACAAGAUGGAAGAAAACUUUCACAGAUUUCAUGAUCACGUUAGUCGACAUGGUCACAAGAUAGACGAAAAUUUUAACAGAUUUCGGGAUCACAUUCGACCAGAGGCUGGCGAACAUGUAUUUAGAGACGAACACUGCAAAAUUCAUCAUCCAAGGAAUGUGUAUCGCGAUCACAUGCCUGAGAGGCAAAGUACAGACCUAUUUGGUCAUUUUGCACAAGGACACUAUCGUGGGACAAAUUUUAGGUUUCGAGACGGGCAUUAUCCAUUCAUGGAUGACACAUACCUUCAGCCACCGAUGAUGCCACGGCCAAUGCCUGCAUAUGGGUUCGGUUCAGGAAGGCCAAUGCCUGCAUAUGAUGAUUGCUUCACCUCAUUCAGCGGUGAAAAUGCACAAAACUGCUCAAUAAUGUAAAGCAGUUGUACAAUGUCUGGAACUUCAUUCUUGUUGCCCUGAAUUUCCUUACUAUUGGACUUGAUUACAGAUUUUCUGGGACAGUCUGAAUGGUGCUAUAUCGUGUUUUUUAGAUCCCGUUUCUACUUAUCUUGACAGAGAUUUUCCGUUAAAUUGUAUUGGUUCUGAAAUUGAGGUGAAUGUCUCGCACAGUAUGAAAGUUUUCAUCUUUAUUUCUGGCUUGUAACCCAAUAAU